AAUUUGCAUCAUUUUAAUAUAUCACUAAGCAUAAUGGACAAGAAAAAGCGACCAAAACUUUAUUUAAGGCCCAAAAGUCCUAUACUUAUGUCUACUAAUGUAAAAAUGGAACUAAUAAAACGUAAUAUUCUUUCCAUUUCAAAUAUAGAUGGCUUGAAUACAAUUUCAAAGGAAAUUCAAGAUAAAAAAGAACUUCUAGUAGAUUCUCCAAUUAUUCAUCCUACAAAAUCACUAAGUCAUUUAAAUGUAUGUAAUAAUUUACAAUCAACACCAAAUACUCAUCAUUUAAACAAACUUCAAACAGAUCCAAGAACAAUAAUGAAUCUCAGUCCAAUAGUAUCUGCAUCCCCAAGAAAAACAAAUGUGAAUAAUUGUCAAGAUUCAUUUAAGAAAAUAGAUGAUAUUUCACUGUCGAAUUUUAAUCAUAGACAGGAAUAUUAUGAGUUCGAUAAAUUAUUAAAAAAUGUUGAGCCAGUAAAAGAAUCAACUAGUGAAUGUAAGACUCAAAAUUCGUCCAUUUUACCUAUUAACAUAAAUGAAAAAGCUAAAAGAUGCUUGUUUGAAAAUGAAAAGGCUGAAAAGCAAUAUUAUAAGUUUGAUAAAUUAUUGAAAAAUGUUGAGCCAAUAAAAGAAUCAACCAGUGAAUGUAAUGCUCAAAAUUCACCCAUUUUACCUAUUAACACAAAUGAAAAAGCUAAAAGAUGCUUGUUUGAAAAUGAAAAGGCUGAAAAGCGAUAUUAUAAGUUUGAUAAAUUAUUGAAAAAUGUUGAGCCAAUAAAAGAAUCAACCAGUGAAUGUAAUGCUCAAAAUUCACCCAUUUUACCUAUUAACACAAAUGAAAAAGCUAAAAGGUGCUUGUUUGAAAAUGAAAAGACUGAUAGUGUAUCCAAUUUUAAUAAUGAUCAAGAUUCUCUUAAUAUUUCCUUAGAUAUCUUAGAAGAAGUAUGUCAGAUGUCGGAAAUUAUUGAUAAUAGUUCUCCAGAAAAUAUACAAAUAGGUAAUAAAGCUGAUAAUAAAAAAAAUAAACUGGCUGUUUUUCUUUAUGGAAAUGAUAAUUCUACAAAACUUGAUGAUACAAAAGAAGAAAAUGAAUUACUAGAAUUAGCUUUAAGCAUGGAAGAUAAUUUAUUGACUGAAAUCAAAUCAAAUAAUAAACUAUCUUUUAAAGGAGAAUUUACCUCCCUAAAUCAAUUGAAAAAUAAUAAAACUAACUUACUUAAAAAUGAUGAGUUAAAAACCUAUGAUUGUGAUUCAAAACAUAAAUUUUUAGAUUCUGAGGUAAUUAAUGAUAUUGGAAAUACGCAAAUGUGUGAAAUAGCUGAUAUUACGCAAAUGUGUGAGAUAGGUGAUAUGACAGAACCAUUAGAAUCAUUUGAUGACCAAUGGACACAGCAAUAUUAUACCAAUAAUAGUAAAAAUGUAUUUUCUUUAACUAAUGUGAAAGAUCAAAACAAUGAUUCCCUUAAUGUUAAUAAAAUUGUACCUAAUGCAGUGUUAAAAUCACCAAUAAAUGUUAUUAAACACAAAGUUAAUUUAAAAGAAAAUUAUUUAUUAGAUAACAUAGAAAACAAAUUGUAUACUAAAUCAAAUCAAUCAGCAUUAAAAAAUGACAGAGAUAAUUUUUCAACAACUACUUACCAAAACACCAAUAUAAGCUCUAGCUUAUGUAAAGGGUUUUUGACUGCUUUAGGUAAAUCUAUUAAAGUAUCAGAUGAUGCCUUACAAAAAGCUCAAUCAUUACUAAAAGAUGAAUUGGAUUAUUCCUUGACUUCUACUAAUAAUAAAAACAAUACAAAUAUUAAUGUAUGCAAUGGGUUUUCGACUGCUGGAGGUAAAUCCAUCAAUGUAUCAGAUAAAACCUUACUAAAAGCGCAAUCUUUAUUAAAAGAUGAACUAAAUUAUUCCUUGACUUCCACAAAUGAUAAAACCAUUACAAAUACUAAUGUAUGUAAUGGGUUUUCAACCGCUAGUGGUAAAUCUAUCAAAGUAUCAGAUAAAACCUUACUAAAAGCACAAUCAUUAUUAAAAGAUGAACUGGAUUAUUCCUUGACUUCAAUUAAUGAUAAAACCAUUACAAAUACUAAUGUAUUUAAUGGUUUUUCAACUGCAGGAGGUAAAUCUAUUAAAGUAUCAGAUGAUGCCUUACAAAAAGUUCGAUCUAUACUAACAGAUGAACUAGAUGAUUUAUCUACUUCUGUUAAUGACAAAACCAUCACAAAUCUUAAUAUAUGUAAAGGGUUCUCAACUGCUGGAGGUAAAUCUAUCAAGGUGUCAGAUUCAGCUAUAAAAAAAGUAGAAUACGUGUUAAAUGAUGAUUUCAGUGGAUUACAAUUAUUUAAUAAUUCUUCAGAAACAAUAGACAUUACUAUUAAUAGUAAUAAUAUUAAUGAAGGAUUAAAUAGCCCAAAAUUGGAUGUUAAUAAAAAUUCAAAAUCAAAAUUGUUAAACAUUUUAAAAAAUGAUGAAGAAAGUGCUCUUGAAGAUUUAUCAUUAAUUGAUACAAUUGAAAAAUUUGAAAGAGAUCAAAUUGAAUCAAAGCCAACUUUGAGUAAUAAACGCCCUGGUAGCCCUACUUAUGAAAUCAAUCACACAUUUAAAAGAACAGUAUAUGAUGAAAAAUGGGAAAAUGAUGCAUUAAAGACUUCAUUUGAUGUAUAUUUAUCAAAAAAAGUAAAUGGACCUAAAGUAUUAUUACCAAAAGCUGUUGACUGGAUUACACCAAAAACACAAAAUUUAAAGGUACCCAAACAUGGAUCUAACAUCGAUAUACUCAAAUUAAAUACUGACGAUGCCUUCAACUUGAAGUUAUUUUGGAAUAAUAAAUUAUCUGAUUUAUGUAAGAAUAAAAUCUAUAAUUUUCAAGAUAUAAAAACCAUUUUUUUGUCACACCAUUUUGUCAACGUUAAACUUGUUCCAAAAAAAUGGAUAGAAAAUCAUUUUAGUUUAAUAGUUUGGAAACUUGCUGCAACCCAAAUAAGUUUUCCUAAUCAUUUUGGAAACAAACUUUUAACCGCGGAAAAUAUUUUACAUCAAUUACUGUUUAGAUAUUAUAGAGAAAUUGAAAAAUGCCAAAGAUCUGCAUUAAAAAAGAUUCUUGAAAAAGAUGAAAGUGCAACUAAAAGAAUUAUACUAUGUGUUUCAAAAGUGAUUAAAACAAAUAUUGCUGAAAUCUUUAGUAUUGAAUUAACCGAUGGCUGGUAUCGUAUCCAAGGACUUAUUGAUUAUGAGAUGAAUGUACUUUUACAUAAAGGUAUUGUUAAAGUUGGUACUAAACUUAUGAUUUGCAAUGCAGAACUUAUUGGUGCCAGAGAAGGAAUUGAUCCAUUAGAUGUUCAUGAUGGUAUAAAACUUAAAAUCUCAACUAAUAGUACACGAAGAGUACGCUGGUAUACUAAAUUAGGAUUCUAUAAAAAUGCUUCAUUACCUAUACCUAUUACUUUAGAAUCAGUUUUACCACGUGGUGGAAUAAUAGGAUCCCUUUCCCUAAUAAUACUUAGAAAAUAUCCUAUGAUGUAUUUUGAAAGGAGAACAAAUUCAAAAUCUAUUUUAAGAAAUGAAAAAGCAGAAGCUAUUGAAGCAGAGAAGUAUGAAGUAUCUAAACAAAAGUCAUUAGAAAUUAUUUCAAAUAAGGUAGAAACCGAAAUGAUUUCUGAAAUGGCCUCUACAAAUAAAAAAUCAAAAAAAUGUUUUCUAAGGAUUAAAAAAGAAAACGUAGAUGAAUUAAGUAUAGAGGAGUUAAGUAAUUUGAUUGAAAAUUCCAUAGACCCUAUAGAAAUUCAAUCAUUGCUUAGUCAAGAAAAACUAGAUGCUAUUAAUAAUUUUAAAAAAUCUGAGCAAGAAAGAUUUUAUAAUGAACUUCAAAAAAGAGUAAAUAAAAUUUUUAAUGAUCAAUUUAAGAAUGAUCGUAAAGUUAUUCCUCUGUUUAAGUUACGGGUAGUUGAUGAAAAAUAUGCUUCUACUGGUUUAAAAUCUGCUAUACUUUCUAUAUGGAAUCCAUCAGAAGACGUCUCUACAAUUCUAAACAAAUCUUGUGAAGGCCAAUAUUGUAAAUUCUAUCAUCUUACUACUAAUGGAUUUAAAAAUGGCGAACUACAAAUAUCAGCAAACAAGAAUACGCGUUUUAAUUUUCAAGGAUUUAAAUCUGAAUAUGCAAAACGUGAAGUUCAAAAAAGUUUCAAAAAUAUUUGGUUGGGUACUUACUUACCAUUAUUUGGAGAAUUAGAUUUUGUUGGUAUUGUAAUUUCAAAUAUCAAUAAAAAUAUAAAUUUUUGUAAUGAAAUUUAUAUAUCUGACAAAGAAAUGAAUAUAAUAAGUAUUUUAUUUCAAGGUGAUAUUAAGGAAUAUGGAUGUGAUGAUUUGAUGUCACCAGGAAGUAUAAUAUUUGCAACCAAUAUCCAAUUUAAAGGAUUCAAUCCAAAAUCUUCUAUACCUAAAUUGUACAAUACUGAACAAUCUUCAUUUACAACUAUUCCAAAAGCCGAACACAUUUUAAAAAUAUUUAAUGAUUAUAAAAUAUUUAUGAAAAAGUCUGAAAAUCAAGAUUUUAUCAAAUGCUGCCAAAAUAAACUCAAUGAUAUUAGUAAUAAAAAUAUAGAAGUAACAAAGAUAUGCAAUAAAGAUUCAAAGUAUCAAUGCUUAAACACUUCAAAAAAUGCAUUUAAUAGGUCAUAUGGAGAACUAUCCACGACUAUAAUGAAGACAUCCAAUACAUCUCAAUCUGAAUAUUCUCCAGCUCAAAAAAGAAUAAAAAUGCUUAAUAAUUAUGGAAGACCACCUCCAUUAACUAUUGUUCACACUAAACCACCAGAUAAAAAGUUGAUGAGUCAAUUUAAAACACCCACGCGGCUGUAAGCAUUUAUGAAGAAAUGGGUUUUUAUAAGUAAAAUUAUUAUUUUUUGUUGCUAAUUUGUUUCUGUAAAUAUCCUAUUUAUUUGCUAAGAAGCAAAAAUUAUUAUUUUAAGAUAUUUGUACACUCAGUUAUUACACAAAUAUAUUUAUUCAUAUUUUUCUUUGAA
Messenger RNA from Sipha flava (yellow sugarcane aphid), 5015 nucleotides. Its product is annotated as breast cancer type 2 susceptibility protein-like. The transcript is spliced from 15 exons. The record is from RefSeq and is a predicted model, not a curated record. The coding region runs from base 34 to 4851 and encodes 1605 amino acids. Gene Ontology annotation, biological process: regulation of DNA-templated transcription; double-strand break repair via homologous recombination. Lineage: Eukaryota; Metazoa; Arthropoda; Insecta; Hemiptera; Aphididae. Gene Ontology annotation, cellular component: nucleus.